CAGUCUUGCCUGAAUGAGGAACAGCAUAAGAUAAAGAGGGCAGUAUAAAAUGUGAAAAUCCCAGUGUAGUACUGGGGUCAGAGGGAGCAGCCAGCAGACAGAUGGCUAGCAGGAAAGCAGCCAAGGGGAAGGCGGCAGCCAAGCGGACUCAGAGGGGCUCUUCCAAUGUCUUCAGUAUGUUUGAGCAAUCACAAAUUCAGGAAUUCAAGGAGGCCUUCAGCUGCAUUGAUCAAGACAGGGAUGGGAUCAUAAAUAAAUCUGACCUGAAAGAAACAUACGCACAGCUGGGCAAGCUGAAUGUCAAGGAUGAGGAACUAGAGGAGAUGCUGAAGGAAGGAAAAGGUCCUAUUAAUUUCACAGUCUUCCUCACUCUGUUUGGGGAGAAACUCAAUGGCACUGACCCCGAGGACACAAUACUUCAGGCCUUCAAACUAUUUGACCCUCAUGGCACUGGCUUAGUGAAGAAAGAUGAAUUCCGACGGUUGCUCCUAACACAAGCAGACAAAUUCACAGAAGAUGAGGUGGAGCAGGCUUUUUCUGUUGCCCCCAUUGAUGUUGCUGGAAAUAUUGAUUACAAAUCACUCUGCUACAUCAUAACUCAUGGAGACGAGAAGGAAGAGUCAUAGCCCAUGGAACACCAUUGGACAUGUCAGCGCUCAAAAAAUACAUUCAUCUUAAAUACCACUUUAAUUAGCCAGAUUCUGUAAAGUGAUUUUCCUGCCCCCCUGACCUCCCUUCACUUACUCUGUUUCCUC
Messenger RNA from Polypterus senegalus (gray bichir), 755 nucleotides. It is a transcript of the gene myl7, whose product is annotated as myosin, light chain 7, regulatory. The transcript has 7 exons. Gene Ontology annotation, molecular function: calcium ion binding. The record is from RefSeq and is a predicted model, not a curated record. Bases 102 to 626 code for a protein of 174 amino acids. Gene Ontology annotation, biological process: heart contraction; cardiac muscle tissue development. Gene Ontology annotation, cellular component: myofibril; cytoplasm. NCBI's taxonomy places the organism in Eukaryota, Metazoa, Chordata, Cladistia, Polypteriformes, Polypteridae.